Delphinapterus leucas (beluga whale) is the source of this 1108-nucleotide messenger RNA. RefSeq names its product apolipoprotein F (gene APOF). Lineage: Eukaryota; Metazoa; Chordata; Mammalia; Artiodactyla; Monodontidae. Gene Ontology annotation, biological process: cholesterol metabolic process. The record is from RefSeq and is a predicted model, not a curated record.
AGCAGUAGGCAGAACGGGAUCGAGGAGCUACCAAAUCUAUCAAAGCCGUCUUACUUCUUAAUCACCAGACUUUGUGUGCACUCUGCUCUGGACAUGCGUGGUCUCAGACUCAUCAUGGUACCAGCUGAGCUACUUCUUUGCUGCUUCCUGCUGCACGCUGUGGAUGCCAUUUCAUAUGGAAACCAGACAAACGUCUUGGUGCACCUUCACUCAUCCUUGGGAUCCUGGCUACCUUCCUCAGCCCCAUUGUCUUGCCGGGCCCUGCUCCCCAAAUCCCUGCCUGGCUUCACCCACAUGGCCCUUCUCCCCAAGUUCCUGGUAGGCCUGCCCCUGAUGAUUGCCUUGGAGAACGCUGGCUGUCAAGCUGAUGUACGGGUCCUGCAGCUUCAGCUCUACCGCCAGGGGAGUGUAAAGGCGACACAGAUCCUCAUCAGACAUCUUCAAGAACUCGAGAAAAGCAGAAGCACAGGGACGGGAGUGUCAGUGGAUGCCCUGGCCUCUGCUCUGCAGCUGUUGGCCAGGGAGCACCCAGACCCAGAGAGGGCCCGACGAUCCCUCUCCAUCAAGGACUGUGAGCAGGAGCAGGAGCAGAGUGUGCACAAUGUCGUCCAGCUGUUGCCAGGAGUGGGAACCUUCUACAACCUGGGCACAGCAUUGUAUUAUGCUGUUCAGAACUGCUCGGACAAGGCCAAGGAACGAGGCCGAGACGGGGUCAUAGAUCUGGGUUAUGAACUUCUGAUGGCCAUGGCUGGAUUGUCAGGGGGGCCCACGGGAGUAAUGAUCAGUACUGCACUUAAACCUAUAGUGAAGUCUGGGGUUCAGCAGGUGAUCCAGUAUUAUAAUGAGAGAGAGGUGAACAGCCCUCCACCAGAGACCAGCAAGGAGGUCUUGGGGGGCACCUAAUUGAGUCACCUGGAAGAAACAACUACCAUGGCCCCUUUGGUAUCAGUAGUAAGUUCAGUUCCUUACUGGCAGUGGGCCUUACUCUAUGACUAUGGCUUAGACCCUAGGGAUGGGAAUACUACUGAGAUAUAAAAGAAGGUGGUAUGGAAUUCCUUGGCUGUCCAGUGGUUAGGACUCCACUCUUUCACUGCCCAAGGGGCCAGGU